AUGAGCUCUUAUUUUCUAAAUUCAGGACUCAAAAGGGAUGGGUAGUUGCAAUUGAUACCUGAACACAUUCGCUUUAAUUUAACAUAAUUAGCACCCUCUGAUGUUGGGAUAGUUUAAUUUUAAAUAAUUUUAGCAGAGCAGGAAUAAAAUAUCAUCGAAUUACUCGAUAUUCAGGAUAACCUUGGAAAUCCCUUAAUCAAAAUAACAUUGAAAUAAAGAGAGAUUAUUAUUCAAUAUUUGGAUAAUACCUACAAAUUUCCAAUUCAAUAAAUCAUUUUAUACAAAUUGUAUCCAAUAUUUAUAUCCUUCCAUGACGAGAUUACUUUGAUUACAAAUUUUACUAUUCAAAGUCAAAAGCUCGCUUAGAGAUUUACCUACACAUCCAAUAAGAUGGGAUUAUUUUUAGGAAGUAGGAGUAAUUUGAAUGCCUUUACAGGGAUUACAAGAAACUUAUAGAUUAGGUUUGUAAAAGAAAUCGAAUUGAAAACACAAAUAGAAGGUGAGAUAAAGACAUAGAAGAAUAUUGUGGAUGACUUGGAUUAUAUUGAAUCAAUUAAAUAUAAAUUGCCAUUUAGCAAACCUUUAUUAUCAAUAGAGGAGCUGGAUAAUUGGAAACCUAAUGAAGAAUAUGCAAUACUUCCAAUUUAAUAACUGAAGAAAAUUAACAGAACAACAAAUCAACCUCUCUUAGUAUGUCAUGAUAUGUAAGGGGGAUACAAGGAAGACAUUUGGUGCUUUGGAAAUCCAUUGAGAUAAAAUAGUUAUCGCUUUUAUUAUAUGACCCAUUGUGACAUUUUUGUUUAUUUUUCACAUAAUUUUAUUACGAUUCCAAGCAUGCCCUACAUUAACAUUUGUCAUUAAUUCGGCACAAAGAUAUUAGGAACCAUAAUAACAGAAGGAGAUGAUAAUACAUUGACUAAGUAAAUAUUAGACUUAAAGUAUGUGGAUAAACUAGUGCAAAUUUGUUAGUUCUAUAAAUUUGAUGGUUAUCUAUUGAAUAUAGAAACAAAUGUGGAUAAUGUAGAAUUGUUUAUUCAAUUUAUCAAAGAAUUGAGUGAUAAAUUGUAAUCAAUAGGAGCUAUGUUGAUGUAUUAUGAUAGUCAUAAUGCUGAGGGGGUUUUGAAAUGGUAAUCUGAAUUGAAUGAAGACAAUAUGAAAUACUUCUAAGCUUGUAAUUACUUUUUCAGUGAUUAUCAUUGGAAUUUGAAUAAAUUGGCCAACACAGAGAAGAAUGCUGGAAGUCAGAAGAAUAAUGUUUUUGUAGGAAUUGACAUUUGGGGCAGAGGAUAAUAUGGAGGUGGAUAAUUCGAUAGUUAUGUUGCAUUGAAGGAGAUUAAGAAAGCAUAAUUAGCCACAGCCAUUUUUGGUUAGGCUUGGACUUACGAAACCUCGAAUGAUAGUCGAUCAUAGUUUAUUCAAAAUGAUAAUUCAUUAUGGCAAGGGAAGAAUACAGUAUCACUGUUUGAUAAACAUAAAAAUCAAUGGGUAAUUACAUCUAAUGGGGGAUCUGGAUGGAAAGUUGUGCAGGAAAAUGGAGAGGAAAUUGCAAUUACAUCCUUUGAUUGGUGUAUAAGGACUUAUACAAUUUAGUUGAACUUAGUGUCUUCUAACAAGGGAGGUAUUAUACAAUUCAAUGCAAGAGUCAAAGGAACUGGACCUAAAUUUGAUGAUUUAUAUCUGAUUGGUAUCGAGUUAUAUGAUAGAUAAAAUAAAUGUAUUGCUAGUAUUGAUUCAUUCUCUACAAAGGUGAACAAGAAAGAAAUUCAAUUUAAUGCUGAAAAUGUUAAUGUUGCUGAUGAUAAAUGGAGAGAACAUACUUUAAGUAUCAAAACUACUGAUGAUACAUAAUAUGUCAAAUUUAUAGAGGUAGGAAAAGAUGUGGAAUUAUGGGGUGGCAAUUAUGGUACUUAAUUCACUGGCGAAUCUAUGGUUUAUAUUAGUUAUGACAGUAACAAGGAUUUAUUGAGGAUGAUUAAACCAAGAACUUAUGAAGAAUUCCCUCUACAGACCUACUAUAAUAAUGCAGUUGGAGAAGCAUAUUAUAUUGAUGGUCAAAAGUUUACACAUUAUAAGGGAUACUAUGAUAAUUUGAACGAUUUUGAUUAUUCCUUAUCUUAUCCCACGAAAAAGAUCGUGAGUCAAGACAUUCAAGAUAAUUGGGAAAGUAGUAUCUGCUUUAGUGAUGCAUGGAAUGGAAGCAGUUGUAUCAAGAUCAAAGGUGAUUUGCAAAUUCAAAAGAGCUUUCUCAUCAAAUUAUUUAAGACCAGGAUUGAUCCUUAAGGGAAUAUAACUGCUAGUAUCAACAUAAAGAAUUUCGAUAAGAAGAUUUUAUCAAUGAGUUUAGUUUUAAAAUUUGGAGACAAGAUCUUAUAGUAAUUUAAACCAACAAAGAUACUUACAAACUAAGGUUGGGAUAUUGCUUAAUACACAAUUGAAAAUCCAGGUUAAAGUUUGAAAUCUGUUUAUCUUAAAAUUGAGAAUAUUUCUUAACAAUAGUAAGCAGUCGAUGGGCUUAUUGGUGGCUUAGCCAUUUAUGAUGAUAACUACAUUGAGUAAAUGAAGACUACCAAAGUAGAUUUCAAAGACCCAACCAAAUACAUCAAGAAUAUUUAGUUGAAGGAGAGCGUUACAAAUCUCUAUGAUUUAUAUAUUUAAUUUGACUUAGGAGAAUUGGAACCACUCCUUAAAACUAUUAGAGUCUUUAAUGACAAGCAAUGGAUUGGAAAUGUAAGAUCUAAUUAUGCUUAUUUCUCUGAACUUGCUCUUGAUGGAAACGAUAUGAUUAUCAAAUUGUAGAUUAUUUUACACAAUGGAAACCACAUUAAGGCCGAAUCUGUCAAACCAUUUAUCCUUAAUUCAGAUAAAAUUAUUAGAUUGCCAUGA
This is a messenger RNA of Paramecium tetraurelia, 2883 nucleotides long. RefSeq lists its product as uncharacterized. NCBI's taxonomy places the organism in Eukaryota, Ciliophora, Oligohymenophorea, Peniculida, Parameciidae. Gene Ontology annotation, biological process: protein deglycosylation. The record is from RefSeq and is a predicted model, not a curated record. The transcript has 3 exons. Gene Ontology annotation, cellular component: cytoplasm. Gene Ontology annotation, molecular function: mannosyl-glycoprotein endo-beta-N-acetylglucosaminidase activity.